Messenger RNA from Staurois parvus, 2877 nucleotides. Lineage: Eukaryota; Metazoa; Chordata; Amphibia; Anura; Ranidae. The record is from the annotation of a GenBank genome assembly.
AUGGACAGGAAGGUCCUCAGCCUGCUGCUGCUGCUCCACUUCUGCUCCCUCACCUCUGCCAGGCAGGAGCUGCAAGUGAUUGACCUCCUGACGGUCAGCGAAUCGCGUCACAUGGCCAGCGCGAUGGAGAAGAUCCGAUCGGAAAUGCUGACAGUCAAUGAUCUGUACUUCCUGUCCACGUUCCGGCUCCCCGCCAAGGCAGGAGGAGUCCUGUUCGGCUUCUACUCCAAGAAGGACAACACCAAGUGGCUGGAGGCUUCCAUCGUGGGCAAGGUCAACAAAGUCCUGGUCCGCUAUAUGAGGGAAGACUCCAAGGUCCACUCGGUCAGCCUACAGAACGCCAACCUGUCGGACGGGAACACCCACACGGUGAUCCUGCGGAUCAGUGGCCUGCGCGGGGACACGCUCACCCUGGAGCUCUAUGUGGACUGUAAGCAGGUGGACAGCAGCCUUGGCCUCCCGGAGAUGAUGGUGAUCCCACAAUUCGAGGUGGAGUCCGGGGAGAUCCGCUCAGGACACAAGGCCUACCAGAGGCUGCAGGGGUCUGUGGAGUCGAUGAAGAUGGUUCUCGGGGGGUCUAUGGGCAGAGUGGGGGCUCUGAGUGAAUGCCCCUUCCAGGAUGACGAGUCCAUCCAGAACACAGUGAAUGGAGUCGUCAAUUCAAUCCUCGGGGAGCACACAAAGGCUCUGAUCACACAGAUGACUCUGUUCAACAAAGUGCUGGCAGAGCUGCGGGAGGACAUCCGAGACCAGGUGAAGGAGAUGUCUCUGAUCCGGAACACCAUCAUGGAGUGCCAAGUGUGCGGCUUCCAUGAACAUCGGUCACGCUGCAACCCCAACCCGUGUUUCCAGGGGUGUGGACUGUAUGGAGACCUACGAGUACCCCGGGUACCGCUGUGGGCCGUGUCCGCCGGGGUCACAUGGCAAUGGCAGCCACUGUGCCGAUAUAGAUGAGUGUGCUCACACCAAUCCUUGUUUCUCGGGCUCUAAAUGCAUUAACACGUCUCCCGGAUUCCGCUGCGAGGCCUGUCCACGUGGGUACAAGGGGAACUCGGUGUCAGGGGUGGGCAUCGACUACGCCAAGGCUAGCAAGCAGGUUUGCACCGAUAUUGACGAAUGUAAUGAUGGGAAUAAUGGAGGAUGUGCCGCCAACUCCAUCUGCACCAACACUGUGGGCUCCUAUAAGUGUGGCCCCUGUAAGCCGGGCUUUGUGGGAAACCAAUCACUGGGCUGCGUGCCGAAAAAGUCCUGCGUCAGCCCAGCCUUCAACCCCUGCCACGUGAACGCACACUGCGUGUUUGAGAGGAACGGUGACGUGACUUGUGCGUGCAACGUUGGCUGGGCCGGCAACGGGUACACAUGUGGCCGAGACACCGACAUAGACGGUUACCCGGAUGAGCCGAUGCCGUGUAUAGACAACCACAAACACUGCAAACAGGACAACUGCCGACUGACCCCCAACUCCGGGCAGGAGGACGCGGACAACGAUGGGAUCGGAGAUCAGUGUGAUGAGGACGCCGACGGAGACGGAAUUAAGAAUGUUGAGGACAACUGCAGACUGGUCCCCAAUAAGGACCAGCAGAAUUCGGACACGGACUCCUAUGGUGACGCGUGUGACAACUGUCCUAAUGUUCCCAACAACGAUCAGAAGGACACCGACGCCAACGGUGAAGGAGACGCCUGUGACAAUGACAUCGAUGGUGACGGGAUCCCCAACAUGCUGGAUAAUUGCCCCAAAGUGCCAAAUCCCCUCCAGACAGACCGGGACCUGGACGGGGUGGGAGACGCCUGUGACAGCUGCCCGGAGACCAGCAACCCAACGCAGACAGAUGCCGACAGCGACCUGGUGGGCGAUAUGUGUGACACCAACCAGGACAAGGAUGGUGAUGGUCACCAGGACACCAAGGACAACUGUCCAGAGAUCCCCAACAGCUCCCAGCUGGACUCCGACAAUGACGGUUUGGGCGACGAGUGUGACCAGGAUGAUGACAACGAUGGGGUCCCCGACUACAUCCCACCGGGGCCCGACAACUGCCGCCUCAUCCACAACCCCAACCAGAAGGACACACCGAUGGUGACGGCAUCGGUGACGUGUGUGAAGUAGACUUCGAUAAUGACUCUGUGGCCGACAACUAUGACGUCUGUCCUGAGAGCGCAGAGGUGACGCUCACCGACUUCAGAGCGUAUCAGACGGUCAUCCUGGAUCCAGAGGGGGACGCACAGAUAGACCCCAACUGGGUGGUGCUGAACCAGGGAAUGGAGAUCGUACAGACAAUGAACAGCGACCCCGGACUGGCGGUUGGGUACACAGCGUUUAAUGGUGUAGACUUUGAGGGAACCUUCCAUGUGAACACCGUCACCGAUGACGACUACGACUACGCCGGAUUCAUCUUCAGCUACCAGGACAGCUCCAGCUUCUAUGUGGUCAUGUGGAAGCAAACCGAGCAAACCUACUGGCAGGCCACGCCCUUCCGUGCCGUGGCAGAGCCGGGACUGCAGCUGAAGGCAGUGAAGUCGAAGACGGGCCCCGGAGAGCAGCUGCGGAACGCCUUGUGGAACACGGGACACACGGCCGAUCAGGUGCGCCUGCUGUGGAAGGAUCCACGGAACGUGGGCUGGAAGGACAAGACGUCAUACCGCUGGCAGCUCUCACAUCGCCCCCAGGUGGGCUACAUCAGGGUGAAGCUGUAUGAAGGAGUAGAUCUGGUGGCGGAUUCCGGGGUGGUUCUGGACACGACGAUGAGGGGAGGACGGCUCGGGGUCUUCUGCUUCUCCCAGGAGAACAUCAUCUGGUCCAAUCUACAGUACAGGUGUAAUGACACGAUUCCAGAGGAUUUUGAACCGUACAGGAAGAUGCUGUUGGAGAGUCGGGAGUAG